Molecule: messenger RNA, 1461 nt
Organism: Cuscuta campestris
Lineage: Eukaryota; Viridiplantae; Streptophyta; Magnoliopsida; Solanales; Convolvulaceae
Source: the annotation of a GenBank genome assembly
UACAUAGAAUCUGGGAUUUAAGAAGCGGUGAAGUUGUGAAAACUCUCGAGACCAAGUCUUCUGUAACAAGUACUGAAGUAUCUCAAGAUGAACGCUAUAUAACGACUGCUGAUGGUUCAUCUGUCAAAUUUUGGGAUGCUAAUCAGUAUGUAUCUAGUUUGACACCUGUGCUGAAAACCAAUCUUAUUGUACUCUUGAUUUUUACUGAAUUUUACUUAUUAUCAGCUAUGGAUUGGUUAAGAGUUAUGACAUGCCCUGCAAUGUGGAAUCUGCUUCCUUGGAGCCAAAGUCUGGUAACAAGUUCAUAGCUGGAGGGGAAGAUAUGUGGGUUCGUGUUUUUGAUUUUCAAACAGGAGAAAUGAUUGGAUGCAACAAGGGUCACCAUGGUCCUGUGCACUGUGUGCGUUUCUCUCCAGGGGGAGAGUCUUAUGCUUCGGGGUCGGAAGACGGAACAAUAAGGAUUUGGCAGACAUGUCCGCAUGAUAUGAAUGCGGCAGAAACUUCUGCUAAUGGACCAAAUGACAAUGAGGGUGUUGCUGAUCGGAUCGAACAGUUGCACAUUGGCGAGGCAGGGAAGAAGCUUGAUGAGAAUGGGAGUCAUGCAGAUAAUGUUUUGACCAAGGCAGCACAGGCCAUGCAGUCUUGAUUUUCUUCAACUGUUUUAUUUUUUUUUCUUUUCUUUCUUUUUUUUGCAAUGGCUGGAAACCUGGUAAGUGAUCAAGUGAGUUCGUCCAGUUUCCAAGGAUAUUACCUUCCUGAAUAACAAGACAUUUUAGAAAAGUAGUAUGGAGUAUUUGUCUUCUUCCAAAAGAUGAAAUCACUCACUCUAAGUGCUGCUCACGACCUCACCCCUCCUCAUCCUUGCCUGACGGGAUUGUCCACCUCCGAAACUUGAUAGUUAUGGUUUUCAAAGGUAUCCUCUUUUGAUUCUAUUUCCUGAUUGAGAAAUUCUAUUGCUAUGAUGAUUACCUUGAGUUACAAGUUGAGAAUACCUUGAUUUACGAGUUGAGAUUACCCUAAUUAUUGUGAUUUAAAGUGAUUUAGGUAUCCUCUUUUGAUUACCGUGAUUAAUGGUGUAGAAUCUAAUUACUAAAUGGGGGAAAUGAGCAUGAGUUGUGUUGCACUUCCAACACACUUGUAUUUUCUCUGGGAGGAAUGUGACUAUGUGAGUGGUAAGACUCCAUCUAUAUGAAUAUAUAUUAAUAUUAUCAUCUGCCAACUUCGAAUGUAAUCUUAGUAUUACUAAUAAUUUCUUUGAAUGCCAGCAAUUUGGCUGAUUUAUCUUCAUCCAAGGAGUAUAAUGAAAUAGAAUCAAAAGAGGAUACUUGAAUCACUUCAAGUCACCAUAAUCAAUAGAAUAUCACUUUUAUUAUUUUGAAGUGGUAGAAGAAAGGAAACAAUGUUUGAUAGGGGGUGUAUGGCACUAGAAGGCACAUGAGAUAAUAAAACAGAUGAAACAUU